Brienomyrus brachyistius is the source of this 1494-nucleotide messenger RNA. RefSeq names its product caveolin-2-like. The coding region runs from base 67 to 558 and encodes 163 amino acids. Lineage: Eukaryota; Metazoa; Chordata; Actinopteri; Osteoglossiformes; Mormyridae. Gene Ontology annotation, molecular function: protein kinase binding; molecular adaptor activity. Gene Ontology annotation, biological process: negative regulation of endothelial cell proliferation; insulin receptor signaling pathway; caveola assembly. The transcript is spliced from 3 exons. Gene Ontology annotation, cellular component: perinuclear region of cytoplasm; cytoplasmic vesicle; Golgi apparatus. The record is from RefSeq and is a predicted model, not a curated record.
CGUGCGUGACCCGGGGAGGGGGUCCGGCCAGUGUCAAGUGACCAGCCCAGUUUAUCCUGUACUAACAUGGGGCUCGAGAACGAGAGGUCCGAAACGAGCGUCCUCAUGGACCAACAUGAAUUCAGCCGGACCUUGGAACCGAUUCUGGCCGAGAAACAGAAAAACUGCACGGCGACUGCUGACCGGGAUCCGCAGGAAAUGAACGCGCACCUGAAGAUCAGCUUUGAGGACAUCAUCGGCGAGCCCGCCGCCCUGCACAGCUUUGACUCGGUGUGGGUCUCCAGCAGUGCCCUCUUUGAGCUGCUUAAAUACGCUUCGUACCGCCUGAUCAGCGCGCUGCUCGCCGUCCUCCUGUCCUUCACUGCGGGAUCCCUCUUCGCCCUUCUCAGCUGCCUUCAUAUCUGGAUACUGAUCCCAGUGGUGCAGGCGUGGUUUAUGGCUCUGCCGACGGUCCAGACAGUCUGGAGAAGUUUGGUGGACACCUUUGUGGCUCCUGUGUUCACAAGCAUGGCCAGAUGUCUGUCUACAAUGGACAUGAAAACUGCCAAACCCAACUGAGAUCCGGCAGAAGUGCAGGCCAAGGGAAACCUGCUCAUUUUUGACCUAAUAUUUGUUUGUGACCAAACUGUUUGACAACAUUCCAUUACUUCAUCAUAGAAAAGAGUUGAGAUGGUUAGGACUGUGAUUGUAAAGAUAAAAUGAUGCAAUAAUAAUUAAGUUCUGACUGUAUUUCUGUGAAACAGAAAUAUCUGACAGUGUGCCAAUGUGCAUAUCUCCUUAACCAAACGCAAGUACUACACCAGAAAAUAGCCAGCGGACGUUUUGUGACUGUCUCUGUCUCGGACUGUUCGUCAGGAACGCGUUGGUACCGUAUAUGACCAAAGUGACAAGACUCGAAAGUUUGCUGAUACAUUUUGAUCACAGGUGUGACCUCAACAAGAAAAUCGUAACUUAUUGAAGACGUAUUUUGUACUGAAGACAAAGUACAGAAAUAUUUAUAGAGCACCCAUUCAUUCUAUAAUUAUUGGAUAUAUCAAGUAUUAUACAAAACUAUUUAACUCUGACCUGUAUUUUCACCUUUCCUGUGAAAUGAAUGUAAAACUGUCUUUCUCGGUUUUUAUGCAGUCAGUAGUUUUUAACUGAAUUACCUGAUAUUUGUGUUAUUCAUUUAUUACUCAAGCUGGCAUUAAUAUAAUCAGCACUCUUGACUCUAUAAUCAUUCUCCAGGCUGCUCUUCCAUUAUUAGCUAUUGGUUCAUUGCACCGAUAUCAUUUCUGCUUUUGACAAUUAUUUUACAACAAAUUAUGAGCACACUAUUCAGAUAAAGUUGAAAUAAAAAUAGGUGAAGGUGACUAGACUGCUGUACGGUGACUAAUUUUGAACUGUGUCAAGAUUUGUCAAACACUGCAAUUCAGAAGUUAUGUCAUGGAAACUGCAAAAAUGCUCAGUGUUCGGACAGUCGGUUUCCAUUAAACUAAGGAUCCUGUAUGAAAA